This is a messenger RNA of Fonsecaea multimorphosa CBS 102226, 798 nucleotides long. RefSeq lists its product as uncharacterized. The transcript is spliced from 3 exons. NCBI's taxonomy places the organism in Eukaryota, Fungi, Ascomycota, Eurotiomycetes, Chaetothyriales, Herpotrichiellaceae. Gene Ontology annotation, cellular component: endoplasmic reticulum; endoplasmic reticulum membrane. Bases 1 to 798 code for a protein of 265 amino acids. The record is from RefSeq and is a predicted model, not a curated record.
AUGGUUCGCGUCUUGGAUCUCGCCCUGCUGCUCUUUGGCUUCCAGGCUGCAGGCACUUUCGCCCAAGCAGACGUGGAGGUGGAAGAAGAGAUUGAAAAUCCCUCUCAGUCUCCCGCUCUUGCCGUCUCGGUCGAAGCAACCUUCCCCGACGCGGAAAUUUUCGGCAUCAAGAUCACCAAUGGCAGACCCUACGAAUCGCGUCUCGCUUUCCUGAACGAAGAACCCGAGCCUGUCACGGUCCAAUUCGUUGGUGGAAGCCUGUGGACGUUCGACGGCACGAAUGCUCGCAUUGUUCGAAACCUCACUACGGCUCAAUAUGCCGUUGAGAUCCCCCCGGGUGAAAAGCAGACGCUGCCCUACCGUUUCCAGACGAACCUUCACCCUCAGGACUUAAGACUCAACUUGGCUGCGGUGAUUAGUUCGCAGAACGCCUUCUACACCCUGCAGGCGUUCAACGGCACUGUGACUGUGGUCGAGCCAGACGCGAGUAUCUUUGACCCUCAACUUCUCUUCCUGUACUUCUUCCUGCUCGCGUGCGCCGUUGGUGUCGGUUACUUCUUCUACACCAUCUGGAUCGUCCCAUACUUCCCCAAGAAGCGCAAGGCCGUUAAGGGCGGCAAGAGGAGCGACAUGGUUAAGAAGGUCGACAGCGGUGUUACAUCGGAUUCUGAUGGUCCAGCUGUCGCAACCGGCAAAGCAUACAACGAGGAAUGGAUCCCAAGCCACCACAUCCAACGACCUGAGGCAAGAAGGGUCAAGAGCGGCGCAAGGCCCAAGAGCCGUGGAAAGGCCGAAUAG